Staurois parvus is the source of this 394-nucleotide messenger RNA. NCBI's taxonomy places the organism in Eukaryota, Metazoa, Chordata, Amphibia, Anura, Ranidae. The record is from the annotation of a GenBank genome assembly.
ACAGUACAGGGAUGACCAGAGACUGCGGACAGUACAGGGAUGACCAGAGACUGCGGACACAGUACAGGGAUGACCAGAGACUGCAGACACAGUACAGGGAUGACCAGAGACUGCAGACACAGUACAGGGGAUGACCAGAGACUGCGGACACAGUACAGGGAUGACCAGAGACUGCGGACACAGUACAGGGAUGACCAGAGACUGCGGACACAGUACAGGAGAUGACCAGAGACUGCGGACAGUACAGGAGAUGACCAGAGACUGCAGACACAGUACAGGAGAUGACCAGAGACUGCGGACAGUACAGGGGAUGACCAGAGACUGCGGACAGUACAGGGAUGCCCAGAGACUGCAGACACAGUACAGGGAUGACCAGAGACUGCGGACAGUACAG